Messenger RNA from Durotheca rogersii, 608 nucleotides. RefSeq lists its product as uncharacterized. NCBI's taxonomy places the organism in Eukaryota, Fungi, Ascomycota, Sordariomycetes, Xylariales, Xylariaceae. Gene Ontology annotation, molecular function: ubiquitin binding. The record is from RefSeq and is a predicted model, not a curated record. The coding region runs from base 1 to 579 and encodes 192 amino acids. The transcript is spliced from 2 exons.
AUGGCAGAUGAACAGGUGUCGCUCGCCUCUUUAAUUCUAAUAGUGGUCAUCGGUGGCCUCAUCAUCCGCUACUUGUUUUCUUCGUCGCCCGCCCCGCCCCAGCGGCAAACACGGGAUACCCAAUCGGCGUCGCGGGCCAGAGAGAUUGCCGUCGAUCGAAUACAGCAGAUGUUCCCCCAGGUCGACCGUAGGACUGUCCUUUGGGAUCUGAGCCACAACGGAGGGAACAUCGCGGUGACCACAGAGAGGAUACUGUCGGGACGAAUAGAAACCCCCCCUAUUACCUACCAGCCGCAGCCUCCCCCGGCUUCUCUGCGUCCGUUGUCAACGGCACAAUCGCUAGCUCCCAAAGCGCCGCCGAGGCCUGCCGAGCCUGACUUGAUUACCAGGUACAAGCUGCAAGACAAAGUCAGCAUCAAAGGAGACCCCGAAUCCGCUGCCAAGCCUAAGGCGUGGAGCUCAAACCGGGACGAGAGACAGGCAUCGUUGCGGAAACGGCGAGACGACAUGAUCCUAGCAGCGAGGAAGAAGAUGGAGGCCAAGAUAGCGGCAGAGAAGUCCACCCAACACGCACAAUAGUGGCACCACCUGCGACAACCUGCUCGAUG